AUGAAGCUCCACCCCGUCAACUUCCUCCAGGCUUCGACCAUCGUCCUGCUCAGCAUCACCCUCUCGACCUCUUCUCCCUUGGAAAAGAGGGGUCCUGUCUGCCGUGAGAUCGUUGUUCCUGUUACUAUUACUUGCGACAAUUCUAUCAUCAGUCCUACCAUCGACUUGGGCUCACAGGUCGGCCUGCUAUCAAGCGUCGUUGGCCUCUUCUUCGGCCUAACAGUUCUUGGGACGUACGACAUCCGAGGUACAUACUGUGAACCUGAGGUCAACAUCCCUUCUCGAAGCAACACCUUGCAGCUGCUCGCGCAUCCUGCUACGUACGACCGCAACUAUUGGUCACCUGCAUACGAUGGCGACCGGUAUAGUUGGGUUGCGUAUGCCUCCAAACAAGGCUAUCCUACAUUCGCAUACGAUCGCCUAGGUAAUGGAAACUCGAGUCGUCCUGAUGGAGUCACCAUAGUCCAAAUGCCAGCUCAGGCAGCGACUGUGCACGAAAUGAUCCAGCUCAUCCGAGCUGGCCCUGCAGGUGGCUCUCCAUUCCCACGAGCCUUCGAUAAGAUCAUCCAUGUCGGUUGCAGCAUGGGAUCUUUGAUGGCGAAUGUUCUUAAUGUCCAAUACCCCAGCGAUGUCGAUGCCACUAUCCUCACUGGCUUCAGCAAAACGUGGAUCAACGUCAUACCAGGUUUCACGCUCACAGCUGGCCUCCUUCCGGCGCAACUUGUUCAACCCAGCACAUACGGCCCGCUGACUGUCGGCUACCUUCUGCCGACGUCCGAGCCUGGUGUUGAAUAUCUGCUCUUCUAUGGCCCUCCUGGAACGAACUAUGAUCCUGAAUUCAUCCACCAAGACUACCUCAACAGAGGCACGUUAACCCUCGGAGAAGCUGUUUCCUCAGCGUUGAUUCCUACAGCCAGUCGCUACAAAGGAUCUGUUUUUGUCAUGACUGGACAGCAGGAUGUGGUCUUCUGUGGCUCGCUUGGCUUCAUCGGUGGUGGGCCUGGAAACUGCGGCAAUGGUUCAUGGAGUAUUUUGGCGCAGACGCAGGCUCUUUACCCCCAAGCGAGCAACUAUACGUACUAUGGCCUUCCCAACGCAGGGCAUUGCUGGGAACAUCAGUACGUAGCGCAGGAUGGAUUUGCUCGCGCGCACGACUGGCUGGCUGGACGCGGCUAUUAG
This is a messenger RNA of Drepanopeziza brunnea f. sp. 'multigermtubi' MB_m1, 1179 nucleotides long. RefSeq lists its product as uncharacterized. The record is from RefSeq and is a predicted model, not a curated record. Lineage: Eukaryota; Fungi; Ascomycota; Leotiomycetes; Helotiales; Drepanopezizaceae.